Messenger RNA from Helianthus annuus (common sunflower), 1741 nucleotides. RefSeq lists its product as uncharacterized. Gene Ontology annotation, cellular component: nucleus; delta DNA polymerase complex. The transcript has 8 exons. Gene Ontology annotation, biological process: DNA strand elongation involved in DNA replication; nucleotide-excision repair, DNA gap filling; DNA replication. Bases 130 to 1578 code for a protein of 482 amino acids. The record is from RefSeq and is a predicted model, not a curated record. Gene Ontology annotation, molecular function: DNA-directed DNA polymerase activity. NCBI's taxonomy places the organism in Eukaryota, Viridiplantae, Streptophyta, Magnoliopsida, Asterales, Asteraceae.
UCAAUCAAUCUCUCCCAAAAGAGACGAGGGAAAAAGAAAAGCGUUAAAUAGAAAUUGGCGGGAAAUCAGGCGGAUCUUUUAGGUUCGAAAAACAUCAAUUUGCAGGUUAGAAAGAAACUGUUGAGAGUCAUGGCCGACAUCGAAACCCUAGGCAUCAUUGAUGAAAUUCAAGCACUCGUCUCCGACAAGCUUCAAGUGGUUUCUUACAAGUGGUUGAGUAGGAACUUCUUGGUGCCAUCAGAUACUGCUAAGAGGCUGCUUCAAGAGUUUGUGGAAAAGAAUGGAAGUCAACUGGAAGUUAUAUAUUCUCUGUCCGGUUGGUUGAAAAAUAAUCCAGAAGCUUACCAUGUAAAGCUUGUUUUGGGCGCUAAACUUUCAGAAGCCAAAGAAGAGUUUAACGAUGGUUGUUCAGUUCAAGUCUAUAGCAUCCAAGCUUGUGUUCCUAAAGAUCCAGCAGUUCUCUGGAAUGCUGAAUUUGUACAAUCGGAAGAGCUAUUCAAGGAGCCUCCUAAUGUUGUUAACUGCUUGCGUGAUAAUCGGUUCUGUGGUGUUUCAAAUCCGUUUGUAAAACGUAAUGUAGAGGGAACACCUGUUAACAGCGCAGGUCCACAGUUAAAAAACGUAGUAACCCACGGACAAUCAAGAAUCAAUCAAACGUCACUUGGAAAAGAAAAGAAGAUUGAGCAAUCAGACGCUAAACCUAAUCAAGGCGUAAAUAUUCAAAGUGGAAGUCAUAAAGAACAAGUUCCUCAAAACAAAAAGAAAACACAAAAUGAUAAAGUCUCUUCCGGCACUUCAAGCUCCUUAGCUAGUAUGUGGGGCCGUGCAUCUGCAAAACCGAAGCCUGAGUCUGCCUCAGUAAAAACUGAUACCGUCGCUCCUAUUUCUAAUGAUGCUCAGGUGCGUGCUAAUGAAUCUGUGGAGGAUGAAAGCAGUGAUGAUCAACAAAUGAACUUUAAAAGAGCGUCUAAUGGUGAAGGAAAUAAUAGAAAAAGAAGGGUUGUGUUAGAUUUCUCUGAUGAAGAUGAUAAUGUUGAAGACGCAGUGAAUCUCGCCUCACCAGAUCCACCAAAAAAGCAAGUUGCUGCUCUUGAUUCAAAGAAAAGUUGUAGCAUUUCGGGUCUUGAAAAUAAGAAUUUGGAUUUUGAUGAACAAAAAGAAGUUAAGAACGAAAAGGCAACCGAGACUGAUCCCAAGCCUUUAACUGAGAAUAAACGUUCUCACGAAAAUGAUGUAAAACAGGAAGAUAAAACGAGCAAUGCUGUUAAAAAUGGGACUAAGAAAAGAAAAGUUUUGAAGACGCGCAUCGAUGAGCGUGGAAGAGAAGUAACUGAGGUGGUUUGGGAGGAUGAUGAGAAAGAAACAAGACCUGAUGACAAUACACGAAAAGAUAAAGAUGACAAUAAAACCGCAAGCAAUAUUGCUGUCAACAGGCCGGCUGCAGCAGCAGCAGCUCCGAAGAAGUCACCUGCAGUAGGUAAUGCCCCGUCACAUGCGACAGGCAAAGCAGGGAAUAAGAAAACCAAUGCGAAGGAUCCCAAACAGGGCAAUAUCAUGUCCUUUUUCAAAAAGGUUUAACAACUUCCAUGAAACUACGCUUCGAUUAUGUGUAUCGCGUGUAUGCUGAUUUAAUGUUAGUUUUUUUUUCCUUUUUGUGCUGUACAUUUUCUUGAAGCUAGUAGUUGAGACUUUUAUGGUUGCACAAAUACACAAGAAAGUUGAAAGUUAUAAUUAUUUUUCA